AGCAAGAUUGUGCGCGAGGAUUUUACAGCGUCGCCACAGCACUCGCACGAGUGUACGGUUUUUUUAUUAUACCCCAGUGGAGCGUACCCAACGACAAACAAAGAGUAGCCUUGUCAGCCAAGAUUUCUCAAGACGUAAAAAUGCUGGUGAAAUCAAACAGCGAGUAUGACUCCUUCCUCUACUGGAGACAGCCCAUCUCAGCCCCCGACCUGUCCGAGCUGGAAGACCUGGGUGUGACCAACAGCAAGCCAACCAAGAAGAGCAAGAAGGCCACCAAGAAACAGAAUGCUGCCUUAGCCAAGCCAAGGAAGCAGCAAGAGGCACAGGAGGCUGAAUUGUCAGAGUACACCACCUUCAACUACUGGAGAGAGCCUAUCCCCAGCAUCGACCUCCUCGACUUCAACCUGCUUCUGUGAGAACCAUCCCCAUCUCAGCCUCCCAGUCAUAAGACCUUCCCUCUCCUCACACUGACCCCCAUCUGGAUAAACAUGGAUUUUGUUAAGUUUCUGGUCCCAAGAAGAAGUACUGAAUCUGUCUGUACUGUGCAUUUUUGUUUAGGAUCCCGCCCCUUUUUUUAUUUAUUUAUAUUUUCGCCUAAAAUGACAUACCCAAAUCUAACUGCCUGACCUGAAGCAAGGAUAUGCAUAUUCUUGAUGCCAUUUGA
Oncorhynchus tshawytscha (Chinook salmon) is the source of this 664-nucleotide messenger RNA. RefSeq names its product protein AF1q. Lineage: Eukaryota; Metazoa; Chordata; Actinopteri; Salmoniformes; Salmonidae. The transcript is spliced from 2 exons. Gene Ontology annotation, biological process: apoptotic signaling pathway; positive regulation of release of cytochrome c from mitochondria; positive regulation of DNA-templated transcription. The record is from RefSeq and is a predicted model, not a curated record. The coding region runs from base 141 to 416 and encodes 91 amino acids. Gene Ontology annotation, cellular component: cytosol; nucleoplasm.